GUUUCAGCUGCUGUGGAACAGCUGAUCAGAGACAGAAGCUGGUAACAACUUCAGUCUGUCAGGACACCAGGACUAUUCUAUACUAUACUAUUACUGCAGUAGUUUUUAUUAGAGCAGUAUUAUAACCUGUUUUUCAGUCAGUAUUGAUCAGUGAUCAGUGAUUAGUUAUCAAUCAUGGCCAAAUGGGGAGAAGGAGAUCCUCGAUGGAUUGUUGAGGAGAGAGCUGACGCCACCAACGUCAACAACUGGCACUGGACGGAGCGGGACGUCUCGGGCUGGUCGUUGCAGCGUCUGCGUCAGCUGUUGCUCGGGGUCCGGGUGGCGGGACCGGAGGGGGCGUGUCAGCUGACCGACGUCAACAAACUGGACGGAGAAGCUUCCAUCAACAACCGCAAAGGGAAACUCUUCUUCUUCUACGAGUGGCAGCUGCGGGCCAGCUGGCUGGGUACUUCCAGCAGUGGAGUGAAGUACAGAGGAACUGUGGACGUGUCCAACCUGUCCGACGAGAACGACAUGGACGACCUGGAUAUUUCGGUGUCUCUGUGUAAAGACCAGCCCAACACGCCCCUCCUCGACCUCAUGAAGAGGACCGGGGUUCCGGAGGUCCGCAGGAUUCUGGGCGAGUAUGUCCACCAGCUCAAAUCAGAGUUCAGUCAGGGGAUGAUCCUACCCUCUACCAACGAACCAAAACCUCAACCUGAGCUGACCCAGAAGAACCAGAUCAAGACCAGUAGAGCCCAGGUGGAGUCCAGUUCUGAACUACUUUCAGCUGCUGCUCAUAUCAGCUCCACCCCGAGGUGUUCCUCUAGCCCCGCCCCCUGUCCUUCAGGUGUUCGUAUCCCAACCUGCAGCUUUAAUCUGAAGGAGACCUUCCAGACAUCAGCUGAUGAGCUCUACAGGACCUUCAUCAACCAGGAGGUGUUCACGCGCUCGGUGGCGUUGGUCGACGGUUGUCGUGGAGGCAGGUUCCAGCUGUUGGAUGGGAGCGUCAGCGGAGAGUUCACACAGCUGGUGCCGGACCAGAGGAUCGAGAUGAGGUGGCGGUUCAGGACGUGGCCUAGCGAGCAUUAUGCCACCAUCAAUCUGGACCUGGAGGACCGAGGAGACGAGACUGAGCUGAGGAUGGAGUGUCGAGGAGUCCCUGCUGGGGAAGAGGACUCCACCAGGGAGGGACCUCGCUGCUCGUCCUUUAAGGAGCAGGAGGAGAUGGCGGCUGAACUUUUCUCCACCAGCCUCCCCCACAGUAAUGUGGUGGAGGUGGUGGAGGCGAAGAAGAGUUUCAUCCAGCUGAGCGAACCGGAGCCGACGUUCGAAAACAUCUGCGAGCGAGACACCGAUCAGCCAAAUGGCAACAACAAUGUGGGAGAGGAGGGAGACAGCUGGCAGGCCGCACACCCCACCCUCAGAGAGAGGAACGCUCUGAUGUUCAACAACGAGCAGAUGGCUGAUGUCCACUUCAUCGUCGGUCCUCCAGGAGAAACUCAGAGAGUCCCUGCUCAUAAGUAUGUCCUGGCAGUGGGCAGCUCGGUGUUUGGAGCCAUGUUUUAUGGAGAUCUGGCUGAGGGACAAUCUGAGAUCCACAUCCCUGACGUGGAGCCGGCUGCUUUCCUCAUCCUAUUGAAGUACAUGUACAGUGAUGAGAUCGAGCUGGAGGCAGACACCGUGCUCGCUACCCUCUAUGCUGCCAAGAAGUACAUUGUUCCUGCUCUGGCAAAGGCAUGCGUCACCUUCCUGGAGACCAGUCUGGAGGCGAAGAACGCCUGUGUCCUGCUUUCUCAGAGCCGGCUGUUUGAGGAGCCGGAACUGACGCAGCGCUGCUGGGAGGUGAUUGACGCUCAGACCGAGCUCGCUCUGCGAUCUGAAGGUUUCUGUGAGAUUGACCUGCCCACGCUGGAGAUCAUCCUCCAGAGAGAAACACUCAACAUGCGUGAGGUUGUGGUUUUCCAGGCGGUGCUGAGCUGGGCAGCAGCUGUGUGUCGCCGGCAGGGCCUGGUGGUGACCCCCAGGAACCAGCGGGCAGUGCUGGGUAAGGCCCUGUACCUGGUCCGGAUCCCAUCCAUGACGCUACAGGAGUUUGCAGAUGGGGCAGCACAGUCAGAUGUUCUGACGCUGAAAGAGACUCGUGACGUCUUCCUGUGGUUCACCGCCACCAAUAAACCCAGGCUGGAGUUUCCCCUGAUAAAGCGGGCCGGACUUGUGCCGCAGAGGUGCCACCGCUUCCAGUCCUCGGCCUACCGGAGCAACCAGUGGCGCUAUAGGGGACGCUGCGACAGCAUCCAGUUCGCAGUGGACCGGAGGAUGUUCAUGGCCGGACUCGGUCUGUACGGGUCGAGCAGCGGGAAGGCGGAGUACAGCGUGAAGAUUGAACUGAAGAGGCAAGGAACUGCCCUGGCCCAGAAUUUCACCAAGUUCCUGUCAGACGGGUCGAGCAAUACCUUCCCCGUAUGGUUCGAACACCCGGUCCAGGUAGAACAGGACACCUUCUACACGGUCAGCGCCGUUCUGGAUGGAAAUGAACUGAGUUACUUUGGACAGGAGGGGAUGACCGAGGUGCAGUGUGGGAAAGUGACCUUCCAGUUUCAGUGUUCAUCAGACAGUACCAACGGGACCGGCGUGCAGGGGGGGCAGAUCCCUGAACUGGUAUUCUACUGCUGAAACAGAGCCUGACACACAGGUUCAACGCCUUUAAUCAAUCAAUAAACACAGUGGUGAAGUUAAAGACAGGAGCUCUGGUUCUGAUAGACGGACUGUUGUAAUGGGACUGGGAGCUGAUUGGCUGUCUGCUGUAUCAGUGCUUUUUAAAAGGAAAUUAAACUGAAAAAUAAAGUUGAAGUGACAGAAACAAAACUGUGUUGCUAUUUCUUUGAGGUUUAGUCCUGAAAUAUCUGAUGUAGUUUCCUGCAGCUGCCACUAGAUUUUCUAGAGUCACAGAGUCACAUGUUACUACUUCAGCCUUUACAGCUAUGAUGACCUGUUGUGGUUGAUAGGAAAUGUAGUCCUAUACUUUUCCCCGCAGUUCCUAAAGGGAGGACGUUGGUAAAGUCACUGGACACCCGGUCAAAUUU
Molecule: messenger RNA, 3065 nt
Organism: Seriola aureovittata
Lineage: Eukaryota; Metazoa; Chordata; Actinopteri; Carangiformes; Carangidae
Product: BTB/POZ domain-containing protein 6-B-like
Exons: 13
Coding region: 175-2655 (826 amino acids)
Biological process (GO): neurogenesis
Cellular component (GO): cytosol
Molecular function (GO): protein-folding chaperone binding; ATPase activator activity
Source: RefSeq, a predicted model, not a curated record